AUGGUCGGCCUCAGUCUGCACCUCGAAGCUGACGUCGCCAUUGAAGUAAACGGCAGAGAUGUGAUAGAGCUUGCGGACACCUUGGCAAACACGAGCCAUGACGCACCGUACAGUUGUUACCGGUUAAUCGAAGUCGAAGAACGGGGCGAAUUUUCUGUCAACAUCCGUCUCAGUGAUACUUUCCGCCGGCUCGUCGACCAUGCUGACCGUGGUAUCAUGAUAUUGAUCCAAAUGGACGGAUUGGAGGUUCUGCGCCGACUCGUUAGUCGAAAAGGUUUCAGCACUGCCAAGACGUCAGUCUCGCUGCCACUCAAUUACCAAGGGAUUGUGGAUUGGAGUGUGGGCGAGACUUCGCGGCUGCGAAAGUUUCAAUUCAAAGGCGUUGAAGACGGGGAAGGUCCUGCGACCGGCUUGAUCCGCGUGGAGUUCUUCCUAGUGAAGCUUCUUGGUCCUCCGGAGCAAGACGAACUGUCGGAUUACCUACCUAUGGAAGAGCUCUUCCGUGGCAUUAGCUUGUCCACUGGCGAGAGCUUCAGAUAUGUUACCACACCAGUACGGGUGAAAGCCGAGAAGGAAAAGGAUCUGAUGCACCUCGGUGACGCGCAAAUGCACCCAGAGCGCAUGGCAAUGCUUGCUACGAGAAGCGAGCAAUCCGAAGAUGAGGAUUUAAUGAAAUUCUCCUCCUCGCCGGUCCCGAAACCGACUUCGAAACCGCUAGGCCUGCCUCAUGACACGAGAAUGACCCUCCUCGAAGACGACAGUAACGAGCAGAUGCUUGACCAAGCGUAUGCUCCUCUCGAACCUCUGUCUAACAUACGAAAGAAGGUGGACGUACAGUCGAUAUAUCACGAUCUUGAGGACGAGGGUGUCUCGUUUCAGUCUACCGAUGUCAGUGACAUCGUGACCUCGCGAAAGAGAAGCGCCCACUCGGCGUUUGGGGACGAGUCUCCUCUCCAGCCGAGCAAGAUCAUGGCUUUAGAAUAUGAAGAACCUACUGAAGAUUCCCGCGCCCAGCAACAGGAGCCACGGUUCUAUACUCCGGCUGGUCCAUUGACUGGCCUCAAUGACGUCGAUUAA
Colletotrichum siamense is the source of this 1077-nucleotide messenger RNA. RefSeq lists its product as uncharacterized. NCBI's taxonomy places the organism in Eukaryota, Fungi, Ascomycota, Sordariomycetes, Glomerellales, Glomerellaceae. The record is from RefSeq and is a predicted model, not a curated record. The transcript has 4 exons. The coding region runs from base 1 to 1077 and encodes 358 amino acids.